AUGGGCAAGACGGGUAAAUUAAAGAAGAAGAGUGAUUCUCUGCACUCUCGCGCUGCGCGGCGAGAGAUGUCCCCCUCUGCCGAUGUCGAUAAAUCGCUGAGAUCGAUGCCUCGAGUGGAGGCAGAGCCGAAGCAGUCUGUGAUUCACACUGUACAUGCCAAUGCGGGUAUCUCAAAGAAAAAGUCCAAGGGCAAGGCUUUGACGCGAGCCCAACGGCUCCGCCAACAGAAAAGUAUCGAGAGGGCAGAGAGUGUGAUGGAUCAGCUUGAAACCAAGGUUUCUAAAAGCAUUGGAAGGGCAAAAGUCGUGAAUGCGCGAAGGGCUCAAUGGGAAGACUUGAACACCAAGAAUGAGGCGGCGGUCAAGAUUCUGCAGGAAACUCAAGACGACGAUGAGGAGGAAAUGGAAGAUGAAAAACCUUCGAAAACAACUACCAACUCACACCAGCCCAUUGUCUCACACGCUGGUGGAAAUACAAUCCCUCCCGAUUCUCACGGGAUUAUCGAUGAAGAUGACGAGAUUACUUGA
This is a messenger RNA of Talaromyces rugulosus, 528 nucleotides long. RefSeq lists its product as uncharacterized. The record is from RefSeq and is a predicted model, not a curated record. NCBI's taxonomy places the organism in Eukaryota, Fungi, Ascomycota, Eurotiomycetes, Eurotiales, Trichocomaceae. The transcript is spliced from 3 exons. Gene Ontology annotation, biological process: ribosomal large subunit export from nucleus. Bases 1 to 528 code for a protein of 175 amino acids. Gene Ontology annotation, cellular component: preribosome, large subunit precursor; nucleolus.